UAAGCGCUCGUCUCCACGAGUGCCCAACCUUUCGGUUUUGGAACCCUAACGGGGAGCUGUUGUCGUCUGCCUCCUCUUCUGCCUCCGUUGCCUCGCCACCUUCCCGAUCCAGGAUGAAGCUCGUUAGGUUCUUGAUGAAGCUCAACAACGAGACCGUCUCGAUCGAGCUCAAGAACGGUACCGUUGUCCACGGAACCAUCAUAGGUGUGGAUAUUAGCAUGAAUACUCACUUGAAAACUGUGAAACUCACAGUGAAAGGGAAAAAUCCAGUCACUCUUGAUCACCUAAGCGUGAGAGGCAACAAUAUCCGCUACUACAUCCUGCCUGACAGUCUGAACCUCGAGACACUAUUGGUCGAGGAGACACCUCGGGUCAAGCCCAAAAAGCCAACUGCAGGGAGAUCCAUGGGACGUGGUCGUGGCCGUGGCCGUGGACGGGGACGAGGUCGGGGCCGUUAACAGCAUCACUCUCUUCAUAAUUUUUUGCAUCAUCAUCUGUCCGUGUACAAAUAGCCUGCUCUUUAUCGAGAAGUAUCAUUUGGAAGCUUCUCUUCACAAAAUGGCAAGCAGGACUAUCUGUUUUAGCUCUAAACAGCAGUUAAGUUUUUAUCCAGUAGGACCAAACUUUAGAAUCAAGUGAAAAGAAAGAAGAAAACAAGAACUGUGUGCUGUAAGAUUGUUCUGUAUUUGUGGGCUGCACUAGAAUUGUUGUAUUCCUGCUUGUUUGGUUCAUAUACGUUGUUGGUUAUCAGAGACAAAUCUGAGUUCUUGCA
Musa acuminata subsp. malaccensis (wild Malaysian banana) is the source of this 772-nucleotide messenger RNA. RefSeq names its product small nuclear ribonucleoprotein SmD1a. Gene Ontology annotation, biological process: spliceosomal snRNP assembly; RNA processing. Gene Ontology annotation, molecular function: RNA binding. Lineage: Eukaryota; Viridiplantae; Streptophyta; Magnoliopsida; Zingiberales; Musaceae. Gene Ontology annotation, cellular component: U12-type spliceosomal complex; catalytic step 2 spliceosome; U5 snRNP. The record is from RefSeq and is a predicted model, not a curated record.